UUGUUUUCCCCGGAGUCGUGUUCCUCGGGUUGCACAAAGCCUGGGAACAGUGAGGGCAUUAGGACCAGGAGCAGGGCGCAUGCCUGCCGCGUCUGGCAGACCUUCUCGGGCCGGCUGAGCGGGGAGCUAUGUGUGAAAGGAAAUUAGGCUGCUGCCGGCUUCACAUCUGUUGAGCUGACCCGACCUGCAGGGUCCAAAAGAGGACGGCUGUCAGCUUUGCCAGACUGAGGACCCACCGGCUACCCCCAGACAUCUCAUAGCAGCCUGACAAUUCGUGCAAGGGGGGGGGAAGCGAAACACGUGGGACUAGACCCCUGAGCAGAAAGGAAUCAGUAUUUUUCCCAAAGAGGAAAAGGGCAUCAAAGGGUGGGGGUGGAGGGAGGCGCAAACAGUUCAGUCUGAAGUCCCUGUGAACGGGCUUUUGGAAGGCAAUUAAAGACGUCCGCUCAGAGAGGACCUGGGCUGGGACUUGGGUCCGUGGCUUUCUGACUGUGAGUGGAAGCCGGUCUUACACACGCUGCUGGCAAAUGUCAGCCGGGGAAAAAAGGAGCAGGUUAAGUGACCGGCACAAAAAACUUCCAGGUGGACCCAGGAAGCCCGGUUCUGCUGCCAGUUCGGAGGAACCCGGGGCAGGAGGACACAGUGAAUUUGAACAUGACCUGUUGCGUCUGGCAAGUUCCAGCCACAUGCUGGUAAGGAAGCGGUGCAGGCGUGGACCCUGCAGACCGCAAUUCCUGCUGCUCCUCCUGCUGCUGGGAUGCGCGCUGCUGAUGCUGGCCGCGCUGCGCCCUCCCGCGCCGGCCCUGCCCCAGGCUGCCCCAGCUCGGGUCGCCGAGCACAGCCCCGAGGCCGGGUACCGCCUGGACUUCGGGGAAUCCCAGGAGUGGGCGCUGGAGUCCAAGGACGAGGACCAAGAGUACGGCCCCCUGGAGGACCUGCCGCCCUUCAUCUCGCUGCGGGAGGAUCAGCUCCUGGUGGCUGUGGCCUCUCCCAGGGCGAGAGGGAACCAGAGCCAGGGCAGGAGAGGUGGCAGCUACCAGCUCAUCAAGCGGCUGAGCAGGAGGCCGGACGAGGACGCCCCAGAGCGGGACUGGGCGGCCGAGGAGGAGGAUGCGGCGGAGGCAUCUGAAGAAGAGGCGCUGACCUCGCUCAGCCUGGAGGAGGCGCUCAGUGCGCGCAUCCCCCUGCAGAGGGCGCUGCCGGAGGUACGGCAUCCGCUGUGUCUGCAGCAGCAUCCUGGAGACAGCCUGCCCACAGCCAGCGUCAUCCUCUGUUUCCACGACGAGGCCUGGUCCACCCUCCUGAGAACCGUGCAUAGCAUCCUGGACACAGCGCCCAGGGCCUACCUGAAGGAGAUCAUCCUGGUGGACGACCUCAGCCAGCAAGGACAGCUCAAGUCGGCUCUCAGCGAGUAUGUGGCCCGGCUGGAGGGGGUGAAGUUGCUCAGGAGCAACAGGAGGCUGGGCGCCGCCAGGGCCCGGAUGCUGGGGGCCGCCAGGGCCACCGGGGACGUGCUGGUCUUCAUGGACGCCCACUGCGAGUGCCACCCGGGCUGGCUGGAGCCCCUCCUGGCCAGAAUAGCUGGUGACAGGAGCAGGGUGGUGUCUCCAGUCCUAGACGCGAUUGACUGGAAGACUUUCCAGUAUUACCCCUCCAAGGACCUGCAGCGCGGGGUAUUGGACUGGAAACUGGAUUUCCACUGGGAGCCUUUGCCGGAGCGAGAGAGGAAGGCCCUGCUGUCCCCCAUCAGCCCCAUCAGGAGCCCUGUGGUGCCCGGCGGGGUCGUGGCCAUGGACAGACAUUACUUCCAAAACACUGGAGCUUAUGACCCUCUCAUGUCACUGAGGGGUGGCGAAAACCUCGAACUGUCUCUCAAGGUACUUCCUUGGCCAAGGGAGGCCCAGACCUGGCUCUGUGGGGGCUCCGUCGAAAUCCUUCCCUGCUCUCGGGUGGGGCAUGUCUAUCGAAAUCAGGAUGCCCACUCCUCUCUUGACUGGGAGGCCACCCUGCGGAACAAGGUCCGCAUUGCUGAGACCUGGCUGGGCGCGUUCAAAGAAACCUUCUACAGGCACAGCCCAGAGGCCUUCUCCUUGAGCAAGGCUGGGAAGCCGGACUGCACUGAACGCCAGCAGCUGCAAAGGAGGCUGGGCUGUCGGACCUUCCACUGGUUUCUGGCCAACAUCUAUCCCGAGCUGUACCCAUCUGAACGCAGGCCCAGGUUCUCUGGAAAGCUCCACAACACCGGACUUGGCUUCUGUGCAGACUGCCAGGCAGAAGGGGACAUCCUGGGCUGUGCCAUGAUGCUAGCUCCUUGCAGUGACAGCCAGCAGCAGCAGCACCUGGAUCACAUGGGCAGGAAGGAGAUCCACUAUGGCAGCCCCCAGCACCUGUGUUUCGAUGUCAGGCGAGAGCAGGUGAUUCUGCAGAACUGCACCAGGGAAGGCCCUGACAUCCAUCAGCAGCACUGGGACUACCAGGAGAAUGGAAUGAUUGUUCACAUUCUUUCUGGGAAAUGCAUAGAAGCUGUGUUGCAGGAAAACAAUAAAGAUUUGUAUUUACGUGAGUGUGAUGGAAAAGCCAGCCAGCUGUGGCGAUUUGACAACGUCAGCACCGUGGAUGAACAAUGAAUGCCACCAUCAGAAGGAAAAGAGAAAUGUGGCCAUAGAGGUUCAACUCAAGGGAACGACAGGAGCAUGUGCAUAUCAUGAAGGAGACCCUUUGUGUUUGUGCAGUGGUGAUAGUAGAAACAAAAACUCCACAAAUGAAUAUGGGAAGUCUUUCCUUCCCGUACCUUACUUCAUUGACCACUGGCUGUUUUAGAAAAAGAAAAACAUGGACCCAUUGUCUCAAUGUCUUCAUCACUGGUAGAUGAUCAUUACAUGGUACAUAAGAUUCUUGGGGUUUUUAAAAAUAAUUUUAAAGCAGUAAAUAAUUGCUUUUAUCUCUGACUAAGGAAAGAGGCCUGGCAACACCUUCAGGAUACACAAUUCUGAUUGAUCAAUUUAUUUCAAAUGGCCUAAUCUUGGAUUGUCUGUGUCACCAGCCAUGAAAAUUAAAGCGUGAAGAAAGUGCAAAGUCCUGACAUCCAAAAAACGUUGCAAUAGGCUUAUGAGAACAAAUUUCAUGUUCAUUGAUUGAGGCAUAGCUCAGAGGAAGGAAAGGAAGUAAGCUACUGCGAGAAAAUAGGGUUGGAGAGAGCUUUGACCCAAUUCUUCAGCUCAGACUAGUAGCUGAAAAGAGUCAGUAGACCUGGAAUAAGAUGUUCUCCUGUUAAUGAGAAUUUCCUCAGAACUUUCUGUCUCCAUUCACCUUGCCCUUGCCGUUCUCUAUCUAGAUUAACCACAAUCAGAUUCUCAUGCAAUAUUCUUUUCUUUAAUCAUUGGUGUUGGGUCAGCUUAGAUUGAACACUCCCACUAACAGAAGUGUGUACAGUUGAGAAACUCUCCUGAUGCCCUGUUACAGGGUUUACACUGAUUGGAUCAGAAUGAGCAACAUUUGCAAAGAGGCAAACCUCCCUGGGAGGGAAAUGCCAGCGUCUGAGCCAAAAUUCUUAUGAGAGGAACGAGAGGUGGGUGUUAAUGUCCAUGAGGGUUGAAAGGGCUGUCUAUGAGCCAGUAGGAAAUGUCUGGAACCCUCAAAUAUGCCCACACCUGAACAUUCAGUCAUAGAAGAACACAUCUCCAUCAGGGCAGAGACAAUGCUAGCAAAAGCUGAAUGGCUCUCUUGUUGUGACUUGGCCCACCCAGUUGGGCUG
Messenger RNA from Balaenoptera musculus (blue whale), 3754 nucleotides. RefSeq names its product polypeptide N-acetylgalactosaminyltransferase 15 (gene GALNT15). The transcript is spliced from 10 exons. The record is from RefSeq and is a predicted model, not a curated record. Gene Ontology annotation, cellular component: Golgi apparatus. Lineage: Eukaryota; Metazoa; Chordata; Mammalia; Artiodactyla; Balaenopteridae. Bases 528 to 2627 code for a protein of 699 amino acids.